AUGCCCUCGCUCACGGGCAUCCUGCAGGCGAUGACGGCCGAGCAAAAAGAUGGAAGAAGAGAGAUCUUCAUUCGAAAUGGCUGCGUGUUUUCCAAGGUUGAUCUUGGAAACACCGACCUCACAGCGUUUUUGGGCAACCGUGGAUCUUCUUAUAGAGGUUUCGAUCCAGCUUUACAAGGUCCCGCACGUAGGGAUUCCAGGUCAAACGGAACUGACCAGACGGUGUGGGAGUGA
Molecule: messenger RNA, 234 nt
Organism: Pyricularia oryzae 70-15
Lineage: Eukaryota; Fungi; Ascomycota; Sordariomycetes; Magnaporthales; Pyriculariaceae
Exons: 2
Coding region: 1-234 (77 amino acids)
Source: RefSeq, a predicted model, not a curated record